AGGCCUGGUCUGAUGCUUAUGGACGAAUAAGAGAUAAGGAUUUGGUGACGUAAUCUCGAGCAGCUCUAACGAGAGCUCUUCAAAUGACAUGGAACUUCUUCAUCAAACCUCCGCGCCACGCCGCAGCAGGGAGCGAUACAUCACGUCUACGGAGACAUCUCUGUCUGAUCGAUAAUCAAAGAAUCGCACGAGCUAUAUUAUACGAAUAAAUCGAGCUUGUAAUUCACUGCGCAAUGCUCCCAGCAGCACGAUGGUCGUUGCGGCUGCCAUGCCAGCACUUCCGAGCAUUCGCAACGCGUGGCACACCUCAUCCACGAGGUCCUCGCGGUCGCCUACCUGGUCAUGUACCACCUCAGAGAAGAGAGCCUGCGAGACCAUCAGGACAGCAUGGCAGCGAACAGCCAGCGAACCAGCACAAUGAGCCAUCCAAAGAUGCAGCAAACACAGGCGCGACCGAACCAUCGAGAGUCGAAGCAGUAUCCAAUGCUCUCGCCACCACGCCCGACUCGCAAAACCCCCUCCUCACACCAGUCCACGUGCCCGAAGACCCGCACGCAGUUCUCAAACAAACACAUCCGGCGAUGCGCCUCCUCGACAAUUCGGCCAUCGUCAUCCAGCGGCAGCUCGAGAUGAUGAACGUGCUGAUGGGCUUCGAGCAAGCGAACCGCUACGUAAUCAUGGACCCGCACGGCAACCAUAUUGGCUACCUCGCUGAGCGCGACCACGGCUUCGGCAGCGCUAUGGCACGGCAGAUGUUCAAGACACACCGAAGCUUCACAACACACGUCUUCGAUCGGGAGGAGAAGGAAGUGCUGCGGUUUCACAGGCCGUUCAGCUGGAUCAACUCGCGCAUACGGGUCUACGACGCAGUGGGACAGCACGGCGGCGCAUACACAAGCUCCACGCAAUUGCAGGGCACUAGCGCGGCCAGCAUCGUGAAGCAGACGAGUGCGAAUGUGUCGAGCAUGGAUCUGGGUGAUAUGCGCAUCAUCGGUGCCACAGAGCAGGAGUGGGCGCCGCUAAGACGGAAGUACAACAUGUUCCUCGCCCGCAACCUCGCAGACGCCGCACCUGGCACUCCCCAGAUCGCCCCGGGCAACCUCGCCUUAUCCGAUAGCAAGGCUAUGACCGUCGCAGAAGGCGAUAACAGGGAAGUCGGCAUGCUCCAAUUCGCGCGUGUAGACGAGCGCUUCCUCUCCUGGGACUUCAGUCUCAUGUCUGAAGACGGCCGCCUACUGGGAUCCGUGAACCGCAACUUCGGUGGGUUUGCGCGCGAGAUCUUUACAGACACGGGUGUGUACGCAUUACGAAUGGACGCCGCAGCGCUCGCACAGGAGCCUUUGCAUCUUGUGAGCCAGACUAGGCAAGUAGAGGCUGGGCCGGGCAUGACCCUCGAUCAGCGUGCUGUCAUGCUUGCGACGGCUGUGAGUAUUGACUUUGAUUACUUCAGUCGGCAUAGUGGCUCAGGCGGUAUGAUGUGGCCGAUGUGGGUGCCCUGGUUUGGCGGUGGUGGGGAGGCUGCUGGUGGUGCUGCAGCGGGCGGUGCAGCAGCAGGUGAGGCCAGUGCCGCUGGCGCUGGAACUGCAGUUGGAGCAGCUGGCGAGUCUGGAGUCUUGGGUGAAGCUGCUGCCGGUGCUCGAGGCCUCGGUGCUGCUGAGGGCGCGGCGACUGGCGCUGCGACGAUGGCUGGAUACGAAGCUAUGCAGAGAGGAAGGGGGUCACAACAAACUGACGACAUGUCACCGCAAGCGAAUGAUCCGCACCAGCCGCCAGUGGAUCGUCAGCAAGGUGUUCAAGGAGAAGAGGACAUCUGGGGACAGAGCGGCGAUCCUUGGGCAGAUCAACGAGGACAGGACCAGGAGCAAGGCUUUUGGGGUGGUGAAAACCAAGGUGGUGAUGGUGGAGGCGGCGACUCGGACUGGGGUGACUGGUUCUGAUCCACCAAAACUGUAACUACC
Molecule: messenger RNA, 1958 nt
Organism: Macroventuria anomochaeta
Lineage: Eukaryota; Fungi; Ascomycota; Dothideomycetes; Pleosporales; Didymellaceae
Product: Scramblase-domain-containing protein
Exons: 1
Coding region: 234-1937 (567 amino acids)
Biological process (GO): plasma membrane phospholipid scrambling
Cellular component (GO): plasma membrane
Molecular function (GO): phospholipid scramblase activity
Source: RefSeq, a predicted model, not a curated record